UCAAUUUCACACUUAGUGUUCGUAGUUACGUACCCGAUUGCGACCCCCCCUUUGACAAUACCGUCGCUGGUGUCCGCAUUCCCUUCACGCCGAUAACCUCUCCCUUCGCGACUCAGUGGUUGCUCCUCGCUCACGCUUCACGCUGAAGGCAUGAAUGCAUUCAAGGCAUACAAGGCAUGUGUCCCAAUUGCUUGGAGCCCCAAUCUGUAUAUAACUCUAGUGAGGGGCAUUCCGGGAACCAGGAGGCUUCACAGGCGUACUUUGGAGGCACUUCGCCUGCGCAAAUGCAAUCGAACUGUCAUGCGAUGGAACACGCCUACUGUUAGGGGAAUGCUUCAACAGGUCAAGAGGUUAGUUGUUAUCGAGACAGAGGAGAUGUACAAAGCCCGCAAACAGAAGGUGGAAGCUCACCGAGCUCUACGUCCUCCAUUGAUCAUAAAUCACAAACCUCCUUCGGUUACUGAUGUUUUAUAAAUCUGCGGUGUUCCCAAAA
Abrus precatorius (Indian licorice) is the source of this 493-nucleotide messenger RNA. RefSeq names its product 50S ribosomal protein L30. The record is from RefSeq and is a predicted model, not a curated record. The transcript is spliced from 3 exons. Gene Ontology annotation, cellular component: large ribosomal subunit; mitochondrion. Gene Ontology annotation, molecular function: structural constituent of ribosome. Gene Ontology annotation, biological process: translation. The coding region runs from base 151 to 474 and encodes 107 amino acids. Lineage: Eukaryota; Viridiplantae; Streptophyta; Magnoliopsida; Fabales; Fabaceae.